AAAAGCAAUACAUAAUCCAGCUGCUGCUAGCUCACGUGCUCUUAGGCUGUAUUAUAUUAGUUGCGUCAGGACAGUUCAGGUCCUUCAGGACAAAACCUCUCUCUUCUCUUUCUCAAGCACUAGCAGUCAAGCUAUCAAUUCAAUUCACAGUCCCCCCUCUCUCUCAAGAAUGUCUGCUUCAGUGAACUAUAGUAAGGAGAAUCCACAAGAUCCUUUUGUUAAAAAAGAACUCACCACAGAAGAUCAUAGUAGAAUUAUGGGACUGAUUGAAAGAGACCUACCUACAUCGUUCGUAAAAUUGGCCCAAGAAUUUUGCAUCCCAACAGGACAAAUAAGAACCAUAGAAUAUAAGUCAAACAGAAAUAAUGAUCCAUGGCAUGGUCUAAAUGAUGUCGUUGAUCAGUGGUUGAGAUGGAACACUGAUGCCUUUCAUGAUAAGGUUAAAGCUAAUGAAAGAUGGCUUUAUGAUGCUGUGAAAGAAAUUGAUGGUGCUCUUGCAACAAAAAUUGGCAAAAAGCUUGGGAUCUUGGAACCAAGAGAUGAUGGGCUCGCUCAAAAUGGUGAGAUUAGAAACAAUAGUCAUAAUAAUACAUUUAUAAGAGAAUGAAAAAUAUAUAUUCAACAAUCACUUGAUCUUAAUUAAGCCUGCAUGUUAUCCUGCAUAUUGUUCAUGAUGUACUCAUGCCUUGUUGCAGUACUAGGUACAGCUGCAAUAUAAUAGCCAGUAGAGCUGCAAAGUGUUGUAUG
Amphimedon queenslandica is the source of this 747-nucleotide messenger RNA. RefSeq lists its product as uncharacterized. The coding region runs from base 170 to 607 and encodes 145 amino acids. NCBI's taxonomy places the organism in Eukaryota, Metazoa, Porifera, Demospongiae, Haplosclerida, Niphatidae. The record is from RefSeq and is a predicted model, not a curated record. The transcript has 4 exons.